UUUUAUCUGUUUGCAUCAUGCUUCUCGUCUAUUUAUAGUGCUUUUGUUAUAUUUAUAUGGGUCUGCUUAUAAUAAUAAGUAUCACAGUACUUUUUGAAUUGUAAUGGAGAGAACAAAAAGCCUUAUACACAAAGGGAAAAGACAUCUUCCUUUACCCACGGGUCCGUAUACAGUUGGUUGCAAUGAUAUUAUGACUUCGUUUUUAAAAUUUGGAGUUUUCGUCAGACUUUAUUAUCCAACUGAGAGUCAAGGAAUUUUAGAGAGGCAUUUGCAAUGGCCACUUUGGAUUCCAAACAAAGAGUAUUUGAAUGGAUAUGCAGCAAGAGUAGGUGUACCACCUUUCUUUUACAGAAUUUUUCAUCAUAUAUUAGUUGGGAAGCUUUAUAUCCCAGCCGUAUGGCAAGCACCUUUAAGACCUACUGAUAAAAAGUAUCCACUAGUCAUAUUUUCACAUGGGUUGAGUGGUUGGCGAACCUCAUAUUCUGCCUUGUGCUUGGAACUUGCCUCAUAUGGCUUUGUAGUUGCUGCAGUUGAACAUAGAGAUCAUUCAGCUUCAGCUAGCUUCUACAAAAAGCAAGCUAGGAUGUCAGUCAGUGGUUCUAAUCCAGGUUCAGCUCUUUGUGAUCUCAAUAAUGUGUGUGAUGUUCCUAUGCAGUUUGAAUGGAAUGAUGUUAUAGAUGGUAAAUGGGAUUUAGGCUCUGCAGUACAGGAUAUUGGACCCUUUUGUCAUGCUAAUGAAUGGAUGUUAUAUCAGCCUGCCAAUAAGGAAAAUAAAGCAAAUCUACGUAGCCGGCAGGUAAGGUAUCGUUCUAAAGAAUGCAGUGAAGUUUUAGAUUUGUUAGAAAAUUUAAAUCUUGGUAGAUUUGUCGCAAAUGUUGUGGAUCAAAAUUUCGAUUCAAGAAUGUUUAAGAACCAACUUGAUCUAACUAAGUCUUUUUUUAUUGGUCAUUCAUUUGGCGGAGCUACAGGAAUUCUUUGCCUAGCUACUGAAGUUCGUUUCAGAGCUGGUAUUCUUCUUGAUCCUUGGAUGUUUCCUUUUUUUGAAGACCAGACUUCUUUUUCUAUGAUUUCCAAACCAUUCCUUUGUCUCCUGAUAAAGAGUUUCCAAACUGAAGAAUCAAUGAAAGUGAUAAAAUGUCUUCAGAAAAUGACAAGAGAUGGAAUAUUUGUGACUAUGAAGAAAGCAUAUCAUAGAGAUUUAUGUGAUGCUCCAUUUGUGCCAAAAUAUCCAUUCUGUUUACCUGCAAAAGCUUGUUUUAGAAUAGAAAGAUUUGCUGCUCUGGAUCUUUCUGCAGAUAUAAUUCUGCAGUAUUUAGGUUCAUUUACAGGUGGCUGUGUGAAAGCUAGCUCUAGCAAACUUAUUUCUUUAAGAGAAAAAUAUCUUGUAGAUGAAGAUUAAUUUUUAAUAAAAAGCUACUGUGCAAAAAAAUGCUCGCUUAAUAUUUGUUUAUGUGCAA
This is a messenger RNA of Stegodyphus dumicola, 1457 nucleotides long. Its product is annotated as platelet-activating factor acetylhydrolase-like. The record is from RefSeq and is a predicted model, not a curated record. Lineage: Eukaryota; Metazoa; Arthropoda; Arachnida; Araneae; Eresidae. Gene Ontology annotation, molecular function: 1-alkyl-2-acetylglycerophosphocholine esterase activity.